CGUCAACCUAAUGCGACCAGUGACGGCAACAGAGCUCGGUGUACGGAAAGCUCGUUUAGAGCUGUUGGCUCCUGCGGAUGGCGAGGGGCCGCACUCAACACGAAGCGAUGCGCAACAAUGCUCGCCAGUGGGAGAGAGAGGCCGAUGGCAUUUUCACACGUCCUUUACAACAAUGGCAGACCUGGGUCCCUGAUCUUGGCCUGAAAGAGCGUCUCACUGGCCGGCGGGCAGCAGUGCGAGUCAGCGGACCAGCCGUAGGGGCAGUCCGUGCCGUUGAACUUGGUGCUAGUAGUGACGGACAAGAGGGUCAGCCUCACCGAAUCGCCAGCUACUUGACGGGCAUUCUACACUCACCAAGCAGCCGUCAUGUCGUUCCUGCAGCAGACUUUGCCCAACGCCUCGCCAAAGAGCAGGGGCGCUGCGAGCACGAAGGCAGCGAUAACACAGCAGGUCAGCGUAUUCUUGCGCAUGGUGUUCGUGCGAUGAGAGUACGUGUCGAUGUCAGGAGGGCAAGAGGGCUGCGCGCCAAGGCAAAGCUCAGAUGGGGAAGCCAGCGAGGCCGGUUUGUAGCCGCAGAGGCAGGGCGAAGGGCCUGCCUGAUUGCUACGCGGAUUUCGCCGUUCGCCAGCAUUUGACCUUUGACCAAUGUAGCGCCGAGUCUCAGCAAAGAAGCAAGCGUGGGGAGACGAUGGACUUCCCGUGGGCAGGAGCAGCCGGGCGAUUGCGGCAGUGUCC
Molecule: messenger RNA, 735 nt
Organism: Jaminaea rosea
Lineage: Eukaryota; Fungi; Basidiomycota; Exobasidiomycetes; Microstromatales
Exons: 2
Coding region: 78-635 (185 amino acids)
Source: RefSeq, a predicted model, not a curated record